Anisakis simplex (herring worm) is the source of this 768-nucleotide messenger RNA. The record is from the annotation of a GenBank genome assembly. NCBI's taxonomy places the organism in Eukaryota, Metazoa, Nematoda, Chromadorea, Rhabditida, Anisakidae.
AUGUAUGAGUUGACUCGUUUACAAAAUCACAUAAUGGGUAUAACAACACACGCAUUGGAUGUGGGUGCAAUGACACCGUUAUUUUGGAUGUUCGAAGAGCGUGAAAAGUUAUUCGAGUUCACUGAACGAGCGUCAGGUGCUCGUAUGCACGCGAAUUAUGUGCGUCCAGGUGGUGUAGCAUGGGAUAUUCCUUUGGGUUGGCUGGACGAUGUCUACGAUUGGGCCACCAAGUUCCCGGAAAGAAUCGACGAACUCGAGGAUAUGCUCACUGAAAAUCGUAUUUGGAAGGCUCGAACAAUGGAUGUGGGUAUUGUGUCAGCAGAUGACGCGAUGAAUUGGGGCUUCACAGGUGUGAUGCUACGAGGAUCUGGCGUGAAGUGGGACGUGCGUAAGGCACAGCCAUACGAUGCUUAUGCUGAUUUAGAAUUUGAUGUGCCCAUCGGUGUGAAGGGCGAUAGCUAUGAUCGUUAUUUGUGUCGAGUCGAAGAAAUGCGUCAAAGUCUACGACUCGUUCAGCAAUGUGCCAGCAAGAUGCCUGCAGGUGAAACGAGAGUAGACGAUCAUAAGGUUGUGCCUCCGAGACGAGCCGAAAUGAAGUCGAGUAUGGAAUCGCUCAUUCAUCACUUCAAAUUCUUCACUGAAGGCUAUCAAGUACCACCCGGUGCUACCUACGUCCCGAUUGAGGCACCUAAAGGUGAAUUCGGUGUAUAUUUGGUCGCUGAUGGAACUUCGAAACCAUAUCGUUGCUACAUCAGAGCGCCUGGGUGA